AUGGUUAGGCUCACACUAUGGGGCAAACCAUCAACCGAGUUUAGCAUCAUGCAAAGCAAGAAGGAUAGAAAAUUUAAAGUUGCCAUCAUCACAAGUGUAAUACCUAAACUUUUUCAAGGAAAACUAGAACUCACUUCAUCACCAGCAACAAGUUUCUACUUUCACAAAUCAAUCAUACUCAUCAAGAAUUACAGAGGACGGAUCAAAAGUCAUCGAGAAGCAUAA
Eruca vesicaria subsp. sativa (arugula) is the source of this 225-nucleotide messenger RNA. The record is from the annotation of a GenBank genome assembly. Lineage: Eukaryota; Viridiplantae; Streptophyta; Magnoliopsida; Brassicales; Brassicaceae.